AUGCAAAUUAACAACGAAUCUGAGUGGGUUGACGUGGAAAGUAAUAACGAUAAACGUAAUGAAUUAGACGGAGGCAUACAGAGUUCGAAAAAAGCCUUAAUUCAAUAUCCAGAACAAUUAGAAGCCUGCUUAAAAGACAUAAAAACUUUCGAUUUUUCGCAAUUUAUUAUUAACAUCGAAGCAAUUGGACAUGGAGCGUCUUCAGUUCGUGCAUGUCUGGAUGAAAUUUUAAUUGAACUUGAGAAACUAUCGUCAGAAACAGCUGAAGUUGAAUAUAUUACCAAUCAAGUAAAGCAGCUAGUUUCUCCACUUACUCGUUUCAACGAACAGGAUGAUACCAAAAUCUCUGAAAACCGGACACAAACUUUCAACGAUUUGAUUAAAUUAAAAUUAUCAGAUGAGGCAAGAGCCAAAUGGAUUAAUUAUCAGUUCGGAGGUGCACAUUCACUUUUCCAUGCAAUUAGAUUAGGUUCAAAUUUUAUUAAUAUACCUGUUGUUAAAUCAAUGAUCGCCAAUAAUGCCAUUAUCACUAGAUACUUUAUUCAAAAACUGUCUCUUCAGUUUGAAAAAAAUGGACAAAACUUUAUUGAACCGAAAUUGGAUCAUGAUGUUAAUCUUAAUAGUUCUCAAGAUUCUAGAAUGUCAUGGGCCAAUAACUUGCAAGAUCACAUAUUUUAUUAUUUAUUAAAUAUCGCAGAGAGCCAGAUCAUUCCAAAUGUUGAUAAAAUAGUUGGUCGACUUAAUGAGCUGAUAAAUAUUGGAUUUUCAUUAGAUUAUAAGGUUAUUGGAGAUAUUUUGAAGCUUUAUGAAAAGAAAUUAUGUUAUAUUGGAAAUACAUUGAUCGAAGCUUUUUAUUUGGUUAAAAAGGGUUCAAAGAAUGAGUUGCCAAAAAGAGAAUUUUUAAAUAAAUGUUUGAUUGAAGCUUUGGAUUCCAAUAGAGGGUUUAAAGAAUUGGAACCUUUUAAUCUUUUGUAUUUACACAUUGACAAUAAUCACGAACAGAUGUUUUCUGAUGCGAUGAAUUUUCAUCUUAAAAAAAAACGAGAUAAUAUAACCUGGCGUACCAAUAAUGAUAUUUUCAAACCAUUAGAAUUCUCCUCCGUAUUUUAUAACUGGUGUUUACAUAACUUUCAAGAUACAUAUAUAACAGAUUGGUGUUUUGAAGAUAUUUUAAAGACUAGAAUAAGUAUAGAUAGGUAUUAUCAAAAGAAUCAUAUUGGUUACGAUCCAAAUACAUUCAACGAUGUGUGCGAUAUCUUUAAAACAUAUUGUAAUACAAAUAAUUUCUAUAAACCUUCGCAUUUGAAAUUAAUUUCUCAAGCAACUCAUGCGGAUAUAUUUGGAACAUUAUUUGAUUAUUACUUACUUACUCUAUUUGAUAUUCCAACUGCAAAUGCAUCAAGAAAAAUAAAUAUAUACCGGGGCGACUCCUGUAAAAACAUUAUUGAUUGGUAUAAACCACUGGUUACGGAAUUGCAUGUCGAUAGUUAUGAUAUAAGUGAGAGAGAAAAUAAAAAAUCUGAAUGGAUUAAUGAAUUAGAAAAAAUUCAAUAUGAGCUAUUGUAUGAUCCAAAUCACUUGGCAGCGACAAGUAAAUUUUGGCAAUACGUGAAUGAGUUCUGGGAAAAGUUUAACAAGGCAAAAGAUAUUAUUAAAGACGCCAAUGGUCAUGCUAAUAUACGUGACAAGUCGUAUGAUUCCAGAGAUUCUAACGCAUGA
Cetraspora pellucida is the source of this 1719-nucleotide messenger RNA. The record is from the annotation of a GenBank genome assembly. Lineage: Eukaryota; Fungi; Glomeromycota; Glomeromycetes; Diversisporales; Gigasporaceae.